AUGUCAAAUCUAAUCGACAGCUAUCUACACCAGUCAACACACAAUCCACAACCGAGUGGCAACUCCUCCUUCUACUCCCCGAUAGAAUCCCCGCAGUUAGACGUCUUGGCGCGACGACUGCUUCUGUUGGCCAACUUUUACCUGCAUGCCCACGAUGAGUCGCAGUUAGACGUCGAGGAAUUAGGUCAACUUCAUCGACUGCUCAGCAGCUACCACAAUGGGAGCGACUACUCGGUGCACGAUAUACUCAGGGAGUUAUCGCCCGACUGCGGUGACUUGGUGCUGCGUGGGAUAAUCUAUGGCGCGCCAGUGAACACAAGUCAGCUAUUUAUCAAGCGAACCACUUCGUCGGGUGUGUGCUGCAUAUUUAACUAUCGUCGACCAAGUGAUUCGCAAUAUCCAUGGAAGCGUGCGCUGGAGGAUGCUGAACUGUAUGCAUUGCCACAUGUUAUGUUCGAGUCGAAUUCCAUUUUAAAUGGCAUACAAUUUGUGCUGCAGGACACAACGAAAGAUGAUUACACAAUGACAUAUUUUAGUAAUACAGCGUUUCGGCUUCAACUAUUUCCCAAGGAUGAUUAUGCGACAAUUCAGUCCAACACAAAUGGCGCAAUUCUUGUCGACCAUGAAACCAUAGUGGAAAUUCCCAUACAACCCAAAUUCUUCGACAGCAGUGCUGCAGUGCGAGGUGUUACACCUGAGACGCGACGCUGCUAUUUUUCCGAGGAGGGCAAGAAGAUAUUGAAUCAAUCCUACUACUCAAUGGACGAGUGCCUGUUGCGUUGUCGAAUCGACAGCAUGUUGCAGCAUUGUGGUUGCGUCUCCUCGCCAUUGGCAGGCAGUGUCAUGAAUAUCACCUACUGCACACUUCUCGAUUUGCCAUGUCUGAUGAAGUGGAAGCGCGUUUGGUUCAGCUACACGGAAUUCCCAUAUGUGCAUCAGGAUAAUGAGGAAAUUGAGACGGGCAUUGAUCAGUGUAACCAUUGUUUGCCCACCUGCAAUGGAGUCGACUUUGAGAUUGUGAGUAAUGUGGCCCCAUUGCGCCGUACCUACAAUUCAUCUGGCUAUUUCCAUGGUUUGCUCAAAGGCUUGACCAACGAUCGACCUUUGUCCAUUAUCAAGUUAUUCUUCAGACUGCGCUUUGCUCAGGCAACUGAAAUGGAUAUGGUUGGCGAUUGGGUAGUUCUGCUCAGUUGAGUCUGUCUUAACUUACAUAUAUUCUUUUCAUUAUCUGAGAUUGGUUAAACAGAUUGGCUGUUUUAAUUUAACUUAUUUAAUUGCACACUUUAAACGUUCUAGCUGUUUGUACUUUUUUAUGUAAAAACUUUACUUUUUGUGUUUUGCAAUUUUACAAACUGCAGGGGCAAAUUUAUUAUCAUUUUUGGGACUUCCCUGUUUUAAUUGUUCAACAAAAGUAGAGAUUAUAAAUUAGUCGCUUUCAUGUCGAGUUUAGACAGUUCUCUUGUAAUUUCCCUAUCAGUAAUAAUGACUAUCUUAAACAAUAUAACAAACAAUUACCAACGUAGAUUUUUUCAAUUUAUUGUUUGGGUCUUCCGUUGAGUAUCGGACAAGUAUUAGAGAAGUUCGCUUAACAACAUAUUUCGCAUUUACCGAUCCCAGUAUUGAGUCAGAAUUAACCGAGUUACAUAAAUUAAAUUGCAUUCACAAUAUCGUUCAUUAUUCAUUCUAUUGCAGAUCGUUUUGGUGGAAUUCUAUCGUUGAUGUAUGGCUUUAGCAUUAUCAGCUAUAUUGAAAUACUUUACUAUCUGACGGGCAAAUGGUUUGUGUACUACUAUCGAGUGUGCAGCAAUAAAAUGAAGUGUUCUAAAACAGAUGCAAACGUUUACACAUUUCACUGGAAUGAGUUGCAGCCACGUGCAGCUGCACGAUCAGUGCGUAAGCCGUGAAUAAUACAACAUAUGUAGAACAAUAGAUUUAUGUGAAUGCUUAGCACAAGACACAGUAUAUAUUGAAAUCGCUUCAAUUGCUUAUAUAAAUUCAACAAAUCGUAUCGAACUUAUAUAAAAUAAACUGCAGUUAUGUAUGUUUGUUUGUUGUGUAUUCUAAUGCCAAAACUUGUCCUUCUCAUCCUCGACCUAAUAAUCAUCGCCACGAGACACGACCUCCUUGCAAGUGGGCCGCAGCAUAAUGGUGUGCUCAUAUUGAGCCGUGUAACAGCCCUUAGUGUCGCACAAUGGUGGAUAGGCCUCGACAAUACCCUUGUCGCAUAGAUCCUUCAAUGCCAUUUGAUAUUUGGUGGCGCCAGCGCGAUCCAGCCAACGUUUGCAGAAGGCUAAGGUGCCGAAGUGUUUGUUGAUCGUGCCCAACAAUUGCUUGGAAGACUGCAGACGCAAUGGCACAAA
This is a messenger RNA of Drosophila nasuta, 2360 nucleotides long. RefSeq names its product pickpocket 18 (gene ppk18). The coding region runs from base 1 to 1194 and encodes 397 amino acids. Gene Ontology annotation, biological process: sodium ion transmembrane transport. The transcript is spliced from 5 exons. NCBI's taxonomy places the organism in Eukaryota, Metazoa, Arthropoda, Insecta, Diptera, Drosophilidae. Gene Ontology annotation, molecular function: ligand-gated sodium channel activity. Gene Ontology annotation, cellular component: plasma membrane. The record is from RefSeq and is a predicted model, not a curated record.